UGAGGGGGUAAGGUGGGUGACACCCGACUGGUCCAUCCUCUUCCUCGCUCCUCCUCAUCCUCUUCAUCCUCCAUGCUGUGUUUGGUGACAGGAUUUCAGCGCAGACCUGCUGUGUGCUUCUUCUUCCUUUCUUUUUCUUUUUUUUUUCAUUGGAGGCUGAGUGGAGGAGUUAACAGAGCUCCUGCAGACAUUUUCUCCUCUUCUGGGAUCUCCACUGUAGAUACGGACAGCCCUAUUUGCUGUGAUUUCUCCCGGCGAAAGCCCCCCCUCUCACCUCCCAUCUCCGCUUGACCUGAAGCGGAGAAAAAGGCGCAUUGAUUUUUUAUUUAUUUUUUUAAUUCCCAGUCGUAGCCGGGACUACCUGUUUGCUUCCCCCCCCCACCCCUCUUCUCCCCCCUCUGGGUUGCGCGAGCGUCUGUCUCCCCGACUCGGUAUCCGCUGAACGGCGCCGCUCGCGCUGUACACCUACUGACCUACUUUGUGUUAGUUGGGAGGGAAAAGAGCCAGUUGAGGCGGCUGCGUUUUUUUUUUUUUUUUUUUUUUUUUUUUGUUGUUGUUGAAAGAGAUGAAAGGUGUCGCGGACACAGCGGUGACCCCGCGGGGAGAGCUCCAGUGAAACAGAGCCAGAAAGUCGAAAGGGGGAGAGGCAGCAGGAAUGGCCGCGUCUCGCCACCUGGACCCCGGGCUACCGCUGCCGCUGCCGCCGCUGCUGCUGCUGCUGCUGCUGCCGGCCUGCUGGAGAACCCCGGCGAUGGUCGGUGGAACUGUGCCAGCGGCGCCCGUGAACGUCUCGGUGACCCAGCUGAGGGCGCACUCAGCCAUGGUGACCUGGAACGUUCCUCAGGGUGACACGGUCAUCGGCUACUCCAUCUCUCAGCAGAGGCAGGACGGCCUGAUGCAGCGCUCCAUCCGAGAGGUGAACACGUCCAGCCGCUGGUGUGUCCUCUGGGACCUGGACGAAGACACACACUACAGCGUCCAGGUGCAGUCCGUCGGCCUCCAUGGAGACAGCCAACCCAGCCGGCCCGUCCACUUCAGGACCCUGGAGAGAACCGACCACUAUCCGGCCGGAGUCCUGGACCACCACGAACCAGCAAUGGAGGGUCUGGGGAUGACCCCUCACCUGCAGACCGGCGAGCUGCUCAUCAUCACCACCGUGCUGCUGCUGUGGGCCGCCGUCAUCGCGCUCUUCUGCCGGCAGUAUGACAUCAUCAAGGACAACGACUCCAACGGCGCCAAGGAGAAGGCCAAGAGGCCGCUGGUGCAGGCCAGCUCCUCCUACUACAACACCUCGGCGGGAAGCUCGCCCAUCUACCACAACGGAGCAGUCCACAGCAGCAGGCUGCACCGAGCCUCGUCUUCCAUCAGCAUCAUCAGAGUCUGACGUCAAGAGACUUUUCUUCUCAGGAGGAGCUUCGGCCGGACCAGCGCGGCCGCUGCGAGGGAUUUCUGGAACCCGCCGCUGCAGCCGCGACUCCAAAACCGGGGGUCUGAGAGCGGGUCGGUGCUGCCCUCCGGUGGCAGACUGUGACUCUUUUUCUCUUCCCUGUGAUGUCAGAGAGCAGUGAAUGUUUUCCAGAUUCCUCCGGUUCACCAGGACUGACGCUGCCAAGGAUGGUCUUUAUCGAACAACUGAGUUCCUGUUUCAUCAUCAGCGAUUAAACGUUCAGCUUUCGUCACGGUUUGAAUAUGUGCAUACGUCAAACAAAGGUGUCAGUGAUUAACUUUAAGUGUAAUCUUUGCAGUGCUGGUGAAUUUACACUGUAAAUAUUUCAGGACUUAAUCAUUAAACUAAGUUCAGAUUUUUUUGCGUUAGGUAACUUUUCUUUCCCGCUUGAGUUUUUCUGCGUUUAUUUGACUAAAAGUGUUUACUGUACAAAGUCUCAAUGAGAAAAUAGAUACUAAAUAUGUCAUUUUUAUGAGGUGAAAUGACAAAUCACUCUUUUUGACGUCCAAACUGUACCAGGAUUUAUUCUAUAAAAUGAACAAACUGAAUUAGUACAUGUUGGAUUUUCAUGUGCUGUAAACCGGAACCGUUGAAACGACCAAAAAUAAACAAUUGAAAUAUAUCACUUUGGGUGAAAUAGAUGCUCAUAAUGUGCAAGUUCCAGAUAUUUUUAGAUGACUUAAUAGUACAAAAAAAUAUUUAUAUGUGAAUAGCUUUCUCCACUCAUUCUGUGUUUAUGAAUAUACAAUUAGUUACUGUAGAUGGGGAAAACUUCCACCAAGAAUAAUCUCAGAAAUUUUGUAGAAAAAAACUCAGAUAUUUCAUCUUCCAUAAUUUAACGUUUUUGACUUUUGAAACUCAAUGUUUUGUUUUUGUUUUUUUUCUAGAAAUUUUGAAACAUCUCAAAUUUUCUGAAUUUCUCCGAGCAAAUGUUUGGCUUUCCAAGCCCGGAAAUGUUCUUGUUAGUUUUUUUAAAUAGAAAAUUGCUGAAUUUUGGGGGGUGAAAUUGUUUUUUUGUAUCUACCAUGAUUCUAAUGCAUCGUUGUAUAAAAAAAAAAACCUGAACAUAUUCUGACUUGUGAAUCUGUAGGUGUUGCUUUUCGCCAGCAGAGGGCGACAUAGCGCCAAAUACCGGGUUCAUUCAACACCAUGUUUUUUGGACUGAAUCUGUGGGGAAAGCUUUAAAAAUGUCACAAUUUU
Molecule: messenger RNA, 2647 nt
Organism: Poeciliopsis prolifica (blackstripe livebearer)
Lineage: Eukaryota; Metazoa; Chordata; Actinopteri; Cyprinodontiformes; Poeciliidae
Product: fibronectin type III domain-containing protein 4-like
Exons: 7
Coding region: 656-1384 (242 amino acids)
Molecular function (GO): protein binding
Source: RefSeq, a predicted model, not a curated record